AAUUCGUCAUAGAAAAACGCAAAAGAAAAGGUGCAAUGAUUUUCAUUGAAUGAAAAUUCCUCGGCGAUGCAUAUUCGGUGAAUGCACGGAGUUUUUCGCCGUCGGCUGCAAUUAAACAAAAGAAAUUAAAAAUACUUCAGAAAAAAAGAAGAAGGCAAGAAAUGUUGUAAGCGUUUGUGAGAUGUCAUAAUACAAUAAUAACGAAUUGUUUGUGCGCGAGUGAAGUUGAGAAAAAUCGUUUGUGUAUUUUGGUGCAGUGCGAAAGUAAAAAAAUUAGAAUUAGAAACGCUAAAAGCUAACAAAGGCGAAUAGCGUAUAAUAAAUUGUCUCAACAAGUAAUAUAAUAGAUUUUGUUAUUAUUAAUAGAAUUGGAAUAAUUAAUAUAACGAAACAUAGUGCAUAUUUAGCAACAAUAAAUAAGUAAAAACAUCAACGUAGCGCUCCUGUGCAAAAAAUCGCACCCAAGGCCACUUUGCCCAAAAUAGAUACAUGCAAGUGCAUCCAAUUGGCUGAUUGUGCGUGGUCGCUAUUGUUUAAAGCGUUACGUGACACAAAAAAUAUAUUUACAUACAUAUGUCAAUAAAUAUUUUAGAAUUAUAACAAAAAUUUGCUGCAAAUACAUUUUGCAAAAGUUGUGUAAGUGCGUUUAUUCAUCUUUGCCACAAGAGUCUUCAUUCAUUAUAUGAAAAACACAACAAACAUCGUCGCACGGGCGUACAUUAACUGUCCAGUUCAUGCAAACGGAUUUGUUUAGGAUUUUUAUCUACAUUUAUCAUUUACAUUUGCUUGUUCCCACAGUAUUAUAAGCAAUUUAUCGGCUUUUCCGCAACAAACGUCAACAACCACGGCAACCGCAACUAUGGAAGAAAUCAAAACAAACAAACUGGAAAAUAAUUAAAACAAACAUUGGCAUGAAAAGAAUCUGCACAGAAAAAAAUCUAUAUGUAAAUAUUGAAAUUGCAAAUGCGUCAGGCGUACGCCCAGUGAAUCCAAGUCAAUCUCCACAUCAACAAUGUCUGGCGGCCACGUAGGCUGCUCGCUCGCAACGUCUAAGCACCCACACUGACUAACUUGCACCAACAACCAACCAACUGUAUGUGUGUGCGUAAACGAGACGCGCUAAAAAUUUGAAAAAAAAGAAAUACGAAUAAAAAUAAAGUAAAAAUCAGUGCAUUGAAAGUGAAAACGAGAAUUGCAAAUCAAGCGACGAGCUUUUUGCUCGCCCCACGCGGCGCGUCAUGAUUUCCAUUUAAUUUUAUGCAAAUAACAAUUGUAAAGAAAGUGCGCGCCACCGUCGCACGCCAUGAACGAGAGGCAAAAAUUUAAUAAAACUACAGCUAUUUAAACGUGCAUAGGUGUGUGUGUGUGUGUGUGUGCAUUUUGUGCAAAUCGAAAUUGUAAAAGAAAACAAGUGCAACGAAAACGACGCUAAGAAUAGCACACAGCACCGGACCGAGCGAGCACUACAGGCCAAUAACGCGCUGAUGCGCACACGCUUUACCCUGCCCCUCGGCGACAGACACCCCACGAUUUCAGCCUCGCAACGCUGCAAUCUCGGCUGCAUGUAAGGCGGGGGCAAAUUUUUACGCUGCUGUAGUUUGACGUAGAAUGCUAUCCAAUUUUCACAAAUUAAUGCGGUGCUCUUCGAGCGUAUUGCAAUCAUCAGCACCUGUGGGUGGCCGCAAUGGCGGCGGCGGCGGUGCUGGUUUUGCCGCCGGUGUUGGUGGUUCCAAUUCACCAGCCUCACCCUUUAACAUCAACGAUGACGAUCCCAAUAUUGCCACUUGCUCGGGCCGCGGCGACUGUCUGAAUGGCACAUGCCUCUGUGAGAUCCGUUAUGCCGGCGAUGAGUGUAGUGGCUUCAAUUUGCCAUAUUACGCCGGCAUCUCAGCUGUUUUCUACUUUGUCGCUUUAGUGUCUGUCGUGCAACUCUGCAUCUGCAUUGUGGCCGAGUAUCAGCGCUUGAAACAGCCGUCGAUAUUGCGCGCCUGUCGGCUUACAACACAAAAGGUCUUAUACUUUCUGGUAUUCGUGGCAGCAUCGCUGCGCGGUGCCUUCUUUACGACACCGUUGGAUUUACAGCCACAAUGGGCCAUCACACUGAUGUCUGCAUAUUAUCCGAUGUUAAUGACCUGCGCAUCACUCAUUGUUUGCAUGUGGGCUGAGAUUUUCCAUUUACGCGACAUCCGUUGGGAGAAGUCACAAUUUCUAUCGAAGAGUUUCCUCGGCUUUGUAGCAUUUAACUUAUUCCUCUACAGCUUAUUCGGCGUUGAGGUAUUUUCUUCGUUGAUUAUCAACGAUCGACAGAAUUAUGCGCACAUCUUCAACGGCUGUUAUGCCGUACUCUUGCUCAUUGUCGUGGUUUUCUUUUUGAUCUAUGGCGUCGAAGUGUUUUUCAAAUUGCGCGGCGGUUUCGUUUACGAUCAAACUGGCAAAAUACUUGGACCCAGCGAAGCGAUUGUAAAUGCCUCACAACUGCACCAGUCACGCUUGGGUCUACUAUCACAGGCGAUUAUGUUAAUCGUCAUUGUGGGCUUCCUCACAUCAGAGACAUUGGGCGAUUUCUGGAAAACAAAGGUGCCAGUGUACUCACGCAAUUGGCAUGACAUUGUCUUCCGCAUUGUAGAGAUGGGUGUUGCUGUUUGGUUCCCUUGCUGCUUGUGGAAUUCAAUGGCGCCCGAACAGCUGUGGAUCUUAAAUCCGCGUAAAUUGCUGUCGCGUCAAAUUGACCCAUCUAUACCGACCACAUCGGCGGAAACCAAGAGCCUCUCACCCGAGGAAGGUCAAUCGUUUUUGACGAAAAAAGACUGUUGGAUUUGUUAUGAUAGUGACAAGCCCGAACCGCUCAUACAGCCAUGCCGCUGCACCGGCGAUGUCAGUUCUGUACAUCAUGAGUGUCUCAAACGUUGGCUCGUGGAGAGCUGCAGUUCGCCAGAUGCGCAAUUGUCGUGUAAAGUUUGUGGUUUCCCGUAUGAAAUUGAGAAGAGCAAAAAACUCGAAUGGGAGAAGGGCUUCAACAUGCAACACUGGACCAAGACAAUCAUACUGAUCACGCUGAUGUGCGUCGCCGGCGCCAGCGCCUGGGUAGUCAUCCAACUGUACGUUGAUCCGCUGGUGCGCGUACUCACCGUCGGCAUUGCCGUGCUCAUUGGCUAUGUGUGUGUCAAGUGUUUGGGCGAAAACACAGUGGUGGCAUAUCAACGCGCCAAAGUCAGCUCAAUUAAUAUAGUGACAAAAUCGGAAAUGGAAAAGCUACACACCAUCUGUCAAGACGUCGGCGAACGGCCAACAACAACAGCGGCAGCAGCGGCGGCCGCAGCAGCUGCAGUCAGCGCUGGACCAACACCAACAACAAGCGCUAUGUUAGCUAACACUGUGCAAUGAUUAUGACCCGCUGAGGAGGGGGGCAGCAGUGCCGUGGAGACGGAACACACACGCUUGUUGAACGGUGAAGGUGAGGACGAGCAACAACAACUGCAACGACACGAGCGUUUGGUGGAAGUUGAACAGGUGAAUGGGCGGGUGACAGUAGCUGCCACGAAAAUAGCACCACCGAAUACGAUUAUUAGUCUGACUAAUGUAACAGAGAAGAAACGAACUAAACACUAACUGACUAACGCGGUAACGGCGAGGCGAAGUAAAUGCGACAGCAAUAAUCACAACAACAACAAUGACGAUUGCGACUAUGACGAGACGUGGACGACAGCGCAUUCGUUCCAAGGCAAGUUAAUUAAGUUGGACAAAGGCUGUCUAUUGAAACAGCUAUGACUUUACACAACAACAGCAAAUUACUGCAGCAAUUAUGAGAAAAAAUAAUUAUAAUUAUAAAAAAUAGAAAUACAAUAACAUUACUCGUUCGGUUUAAGCAACAUUAACAAUUAACUUUCAUUCAUACAUAUAUACAUACAUACAUGGAUACAUUCUAUAUAUAUUUAUACACAAGCACAACUUAAAAUAACCGCCAGCCAAGCCAAAGUAAGCAAUCGAAUGAGACAGUAAGCACAAGCUGUGUGGAAGAAAGCGCAACACAAGCGUGUAUAGCAAUGAAAAACAACAAUAACAAGCACACGAAGUAGUGCUGCAACCUGGCUCUAACAAGAGGAGCUAAAAUAACAACAAUAUCAAUACCCAACAUAGCAAAAAUAUUUAAGUGACCAGCUCCUUUUCAACUUUUUUGAACUCAGAAAGAAGAAGAAGAAUAAAAAUGACUCAAGACGAUAGUUUGUGCCAAUGGUAAUAAAAUUUACAAAAGCAUCCAAGCACCUCGACUCGUUGUGGUUAUUUUAAGUUGUCGUUUGUGUAUAAGCGCGCGAUCCUUGACGUUAGUUAAAGGAGAAAAAAUGUGAAAUUUCUCAUACAGUCGCGUGCAUUUUUCAUGUUCACUCAUAAAUACAUACAUACAUACUUUAUAAUUUAAUUGUAUUUACAAAAUCAAAGCGAAAAAUCGUGAUCUGCGUCUAAUAUGAGCUGCAUACAUAUUGGCAUCGCAUUCAUUAAUUUCAUGUUUCUAUUCACGAAUUUGUUUACUCGAUUCUCUAUGUUAAUGAAAAUAAGAAUUUUGUUAUGCAUAUUUUACCAUUUUUUUGUGUGUUCGCAAACUAAAUUUUAAGCGAUUUUGUGAAACAAUUAAUUAAUUUUUUUUU
Bactrocera dorsalis (oriental fruit fly) is the source of this 4643-nucleotide messenger RNA. RefSeq lists its product as uncharacterized. Bases 1609 to 3384 code for a protein of 591 amino acids. Gene Ontology annotation, molecular function: zinc ion binding. NCBI's taxonomy places the organism in Eukaryota, Metazoa, Arthropoda, Insecta, Diptera, Tephritidae. The transcript has 7 exons. The record is from RefSeq and is a predicted model, not a curated record.